Auanema sp. JU1783 is the source of this 594-nucleotide messenger RNA. Lineage: Eukaryota; Metazoa; Nematoda; Chromadorea; Rhabditida; Rhabditidae. The record is from the annotation of a GenBank genome assembly.
AUGAAGAGUAUUUUGAUAUUUGCUUGUAUCUUGACGUUAUGCUCAGCUUCUUUAAUCUCAUGUCCCAAUGGUCAACAACCAGAGAAAGAUGAUACUGGAAAGCUAAUACAGUGUCUGCCAGGAUUAUCCGUUUCCCAGUGUGGUAAAGCCUACGGUUGCUUUUUUUCCGGAGUUAAUUACCUAUGUUGUCCAAACAACGAAAUAGCGAACAGAACCAAUGUUUGUCCAGCAACAUACACUACUGUUAUGAGCUCUCAAGGUGCACCGGUUAAAUGUAAUUUGUAUCAAAGCUGUCCUCUUCGCAAAAUGGAAUGUGUACACACAGGUCGUGAUUAUACCUGUUGCGAACCAUAUCUAUUGACAAAAAAAUCAAAGCAAAGUUUGACGGAAUGUCCAAAAGGAACUAAAAAUGUGAUAAAUGAACAAGGAAAAAAGGUUAUGUGUCUAAGAGAAACUCAAUGUGUCAAUGAAAAUCAAUUCUGCUUUGGCAGAAGAAAAGUUUGUUGUGAAAGAAUCCCUCAGGAAAAGCCAAGAAAAAGUAUUUUCCAUAAGAGUAACAAUCUAUCAGGCUGGAUUGGAUUCCGUGCUACAUAA